GACCUCCGGCGCCAUUUUGUCGAGAAACAAGCGGAGUUAACCGAAGAAGAGGGGGAGAGAGAGAGAGAGAGGAGAGGAGAGAGAGAGAGGAGAGAGGGAGCGAGCGACCGAGCGAGAGGCGAGAGAGUGGAGAGAGAAAGAGAGAGAGAAGGCAGGGAAGAGGGACGAGGAGAGGGAGAGCCCGGGACCCAGGAGUCUGCCUGUGUCCAGCGCCCCCGGAGCCGCCUGAGGUGCCAUGUUUCAGAACAGAAUAAGAUCCUUGGUAAAGAAGAACUGAAGAAAUUCUACAGAAAUCAGAUAUAGGCUAAUUACAAGAAAGAAUUAACCUGUCUCUGAGGUGACUAAAGGGGAAUAAUGGUGAUUUUGCGCCGGGCUCGGCCGCCUGCUUCCGCCCCAACCAGCAAUGAAUCUUGACUCGCUCUCGCUGGCCUUGUCUCAAAUCAGCUACCUGGUGGACAAUUUAACCAAGAAAAACUACCGAGCCAGCCAGCAGGAAAUACAGCAUAUUGUGAAUCGACACGGCCCGGAGGCAGAUAGGCAUUUAUUACGCUGCCUAUUUUCUCAUGUGGAUUUCAGUGGCGAUGGUAAAAGUAGCGGCAAAGAUUUUCAUCAGACUCAGUUUCUGAUUCAGGAGUGUGCAUCACUGAUUACAAAGCCAAAUUUUAUCUCGACACUGUCCUAUGCCAUUGAUAAUCCAUUGCACUAUCAGAAGAGUCUAAAGCCUUCACCCCACUUAUUUGCCCAGCUGAGUAAAGUUCUCAAGUUAAGCAAGGUUCAAGAGGUCAUUUUUGGUCUUGCUCUCUUGAAUUCUUCCAGCUCUGAUCUACGAGGUUUUGCUGCCCAAUUUGUCAAACAGAAGCUUCCAGAUCUUCUGCGUUCUUACAUUGACGCAGACGUCAGUGGAAAUCAAGAAGGUGGCUUCCAAGAUAUUGCCAUAGAGGUCCUCCAUCUCCUCCUCUCCCAUCUCCUUUUUGGGCAGAAGGGAGCUUUUGGGGUUGGACAGGAACAGAUCGACGCUUUUCUUAAGACACUGCGUAGAGAUUUUCCCCAAGAACGUUGUCCUGUGGUGCUUGCACCACUACUUUACUCUGAAAAACGGGACAUUCUAAUGGACAGGAUCCUGCCUGAUUCUGGAGGGAUAGCUAAAACCAUGAUGGAGAGCUCUCUGGCAGACUUCAUGCAAGAAGUAGGCUAUGGCUUCUGUGCAAGUAUUGAAGAAUGCCGCAAUAUAAUCAUGCAGUUUGGUGUUCGAGAGGUUACAGCUGCUCAGGUUGCCAGGGUUUUGGGAAUGAUGGCUCGGACGCAUUCAGGGUUGACAGAUGGCAUUCCAUUACAGUCUAUCUCAGCUCCUGGCAGUGGAAUAUGGAGUGAUGGAAAAGAUAAAAGCGAUGGAGCACAGGCCCAUACCUGGAAUGUUGAAGUCUUGAUUGAUGUUCUCAAAGAGUUGAAUCCAAGUUUGAAUUUCAAGGAAGUAACUUAUGAACUGGACCAUCCUGGAUUUCAAAUUCGUGACAGCAAAGGACUUCAGAACGUGGUAUAUGGCAUUCAGAGAGGUCUAGGCCUGGAAGUCUUCCCAGUGGACCUUAUUUAUAGGCCUUGGAAACAUGCAGAAGGCCAGCUCUCCUUCAUUCAGCAUUCACUGAUAAAUCCAGAGAUCUUCUGUUUUGCUGACUAUCCCUGUCACACAGUUGUCACCGACAUCCUCAAAGCACCACCAGAGGAUGACAAUCGAGAAAUUGCCACAUGGAAGAGCCUGGACUUGAUUGAAUCUCUCUUGCGACUGGCAGAGGUGGGGCAGUAUGAGCAGGUCAAACAGCUCUUCAGCUUUCCCAUCAAGCACUGUCCAGAUAUGUUGGUAUUGGCCUUACUACAGAUCAACACUUCUUGGCACACACUGCGCCAUGAACUCAUUUCUACCCUGAUGCCAAUUUUCCUUGGAAAUCAUCCCAACUCUGCCAUUAUUUUGCACUAUGCCUGGCAUGGGCAGGGACAGUCUCCCUCAAUUCGCCAGCUUAUCAUGCAUGCCAUGGCAGAAUGGUAUAUGCGAGGGGAGCAGUAUGACCAGACCAAAUUGUCUCGGAUUCUUGAUGUGGCCCAGGAUUUGAAGGCCUUGUCAAUGCUGCUAAAUGGUACUCCAUUUGCCUUUGUUAUUGACCUUGCUGCACUUGCCUCUCGUCGGGAAUACCUCAAACUUGACAAAUGGCUCACAGAUAAAAUUCGGGAGCAUGGGGAGCCCUUCAUCCAGGCGUGUAUGACUUUCUUAAAGAGACGGUGCCCUUCCAUCUUGGGUGGCCUUGCCCCAGAGAAAGAUCAGCCGAAAAGUGCUCAACUUCCUCCAGAAACACUGGCAACGAUGCUGGCUUGUCUGCAAGCUUGUGCAGGGAGUGUUUCUCAAGAGUUAUCAGAGACUAUCCUGACCAUGGUUGCCAAUUGCAGUAAUGUUAUGAAUAAGGCUCGACAGCCACCACCAGGAGUUAUGCCAAAAGGACGUCCCCCUAGUGCAAGCAGCUUAGAUGCCAUUUCUCCUGUACAGAUUGAUCCCCUUGCUGGGAUGGCAUCUCUUAGUAUAGGAGGUUCAGCUGCCCCCCACACCCAGAGUAUGCAGGGUUUUCCUCCAAAUUUGGGUUCUGCUUUCAGUACCCCUCAGUCACCAGCAAAAGCCUUUCCACCUCUUUCCACUCCAAAUCAGACAACGGCUUUCAGUGGCAUUGGAGGACUCUCUUCACAGCUUCCAGUAGGUGGUCUUGGCACAGGUAGCCUGAGUGGUAUAGGAACUGCGGCUUUGGGACUCCCUGCAGUGAAUAAUGACCCAUUUGUGCAGAGGAAGUUGGGCACCUCCGGAUUGAACCAACCUACAUUCCAGCAGAGUAAGAUGAAACCUCCGGACGUGUCUCAGGUGUGGCCAGAGGCAAACCAGCACUUUAGUAAAGAGAUUGAUGAUGAAGCCAACAGCUAUUUUCAGCGCAUCUAUAACCAUCCACCACAUCCAACCAUGUCCGUUGACGAGGUAUUAGAAAUGUUACAGAGGUUUAAGGACUCCAAUAUUAAAAGGGAACGAGAAGUGUUCAAUUGUAUGCUGAGGAACUUGUUUGAAGAAUAUCGGUUUUUCCCCCAGUACCCUGAUAAAGAACUGCACAUAACAGCCUGCCUGUUUGGUGGGAUCAUAGAAAAAGGACUGGUUACUUACAUGGCACUUGGCCUGGCCCUGCGCUAUGUUCUUGAAGCCUUACGCAAGCCUUAUGAAUCCAAAAUGUAUUUUUUUGGGAUUGCUGCACUAGAUAGAUUUAAAAAUAGAUUGAAGGACUACCCCCAGUACUGUCAGCACUUGGCCUCUAUUAGUCACUUUAUGCGGUUUCCUCAUCAUCUGCAGGAGUACAUUGAAUAUGGACAGCAAUCUAGAGACCCUCCUGUGAAAAUGCAGGGUUCAAUUACCACCCCUGGAAGUAUUGCACUUGCCCAGGCCCAGGCCCAGGCCCAAGUUCCAGCAAAAGCUCCUCUUGCUGGUCAAGUCAGCACUAUUGUAACCACCUCAACAACGACGACUGUGGCUAAAACCAUCACAAUCACUAGGCCCACAGGAGUCAGCUUCAAAAAGGAUGUGCCACCGUCUAUUAAUACUACAAAUAUUGAUACCCUGCUGGUGGCUACGGACCAAACUGAGAGAAUUGUGGAGCCUCCAGAAAACGUCCAGGAAAAAAUUGCUUUUAUUUUCAACAACCUUUCUCAGUCAAACAUGACACAAAAGGUUGAAGAACUGAAGGAAACAGUGAAAGAGGAGUUUAUGCCUUGGGUUUCACAAUAUCUUGUCAUGAAGAGAGUCAGUAUUGAGCCAAACUUUCACAGCCUUUAUUCAAAUUUUCUUGAUACUCUUAAGAAUCCUGAAUUUAAUAAGAUGGUUCUGAAUGAGACUUACAGAAAUAUCAAAGUGCUUCUGACAUCAGAUAAAGCAGCCGCCAACUUCUCAGACCGCUCCUUGCUGAAGAACCUGGGCCACUGGCUGGGGAUGAUCACACUAGCCAAAAACAAACCCAUCUUACACACAGACUUAGACGUAAAAUCUUUGCUGUUGGAAGCUUAUGUUAAAGGACAGCAGGAAUUGCUGUAUGUGGUGCCCUUUGUUGCCAAAGUCUUAGAAUCCAGUGUUAGGAGCGUGGUUUUCAGACCACCAAAUCCUUGGACAAUGGCAAUUAUGAAUGUACUAGCUGAGCUUCACCAAGAACAUGACUUAAAGCUAAACUUGAAGUUUGAGAUUGAGGUUCUCUGCAAGAAUCUUGCCCUGGACAUCAAUGAGCUAAAACCUGGGAGCCUCCUAAAAGACAAGGACAGACUGAAAAACUUAGAAGAGCAGCUCUCUGCCCCCAAAAAGGAUGUCAAGCAGCCAGAGGCGCUUCCUCCCAUCACAACCACCACUACUUCUACCACACCAGCCACCAGUACCACCUGUACAGCUAGUGCUCCUCCACAGCCUCAGUACAGCUACCAUGACAUCAACGUCUAUUCCCUGGGAGGUCUGGCGCCACACAUUACUCUCAAUCCUACCAUUCCAUUGUUUCAGGCCCAUCCACAGUUGAAGCAGUGUGUACGUCAAGCUAUUGAACGUGCUGUCCAAGAGCUUGUCCAUCCAGUAGUGGAUCGGUCAAUUAAGAUCGCCAUGACUACUUGUGAACAGAUUGUCAGGAAAGACUUUGCACUGGAUUCUGAGGAGUCACGCAUGCGAAUAGCAGCUCAUCACAUGAUGAGGAACUUGACGGCUGGCAUGGCUAUGAUAACUUGCAGGGAACCUUUACUCAUGAGCAUAGCUACCAACUUGAAAAACAGCUUUGCCACAGCACUACGAGCUGCAUCUCCCCAGCAGAGGGAAAUGAUGGAGCAGGCAGCAGCACAGCUAGCUCAGGACAAUUGUGAAUUGGCAUGCUGCUUUAUUCAGAAGACUGCAGUAGAAAAAGCAGGUCCAGAAAUGGACAAGAGGCUAGCAACUGAAUUUGAGCUUCGAAAACAUGCAAGGCAAGAGGGGCGCAGAUACUGUGAUCCUGUUGUUUUGACGUACCAGGCUGAGCGAAUGCCAGAGCAGAUCAGACUGAAGGUUGGUGGUGUAGACCCAAAACAGCUGGCUGUUUAUGAAGAGUUUGCACGCAAUGUUCCUGGCUUCUUGCCUACCAAUGACUUAACUCAGCCUACUGGAUUUUUAGCUCAGCCUAUGAAGCAAGCUUGGGCUACAGACGAUGUAGCACAGAUCUAUGAAAAGUGCAUCACGGAACUGGAGCAGCACCUGCAUGCCAUCCCUCCAGCCUUAGGCAUGAACCCCCAGUCUCAGACUCUCCGGAGCCUUCUGGAUGCUGUCGUAAUGUCACGCAACUCUCGGGAUGCCAUUGCUGCCCUGGGCUUGCUACAGAAGGCUGUAGAGGGCUUGCUAGAUGCCACAAGUGGUGCAGAUGCGGACUUGCUGCUACGUUACCGAGAAUGUCACCUCCUUGUACUGAAAGCGUUGCAGGAUGGGCGUGCAUACGGGUCUCCAUGGUGUAACAAACAGAUCACAAGGUGCCUGAUUGAGUGUCGGGAUGAGUAUAAGUAUAAUGUGGAAGCAGUAGAAUUGUUGAUUCGCAAUCAUCUAGUUAAUAUGCAGCAAUAUGAUCUUCACCUGGCUCAGUCAAUGGAGAAUGGUUUGAACUACAUGGCUGUGGCAUUUGCUAUGCAGCUGGUGAAGAUACUGCUGGUGGAUGAAAGGAGUGUGGCCCAUGUGACCGAGGCCGACCUGUUUCAUACCAUUGAGACACUAAUGAGAAUCAAUGCUCAUUCCCGAGGAAAUGCCCCUGAAGGGUUGCCGCAGCUGAUGGAAGUGGUGCGAUCAAACUAUGAGGCUAUGAUCGACCGUGCACAUGGGGGCCCCAACUUCAUGAUGCACUCGGGCAUCUCACAGGCCUCUGAGUAUGAUGACCCCCCGGGCUUGCGGGAGAAGGCGGAAUAUCUGCUGCGGGAGUGGGUGAACCUCUACCACUCAGCCGCGGCCGGCCGAGAUAGCACCAAAGCCUUCUCUGCGUUUGUUGGACAGGUAGAGCUUUUGGAGAGAAAGAUGCACCAGCAAGGAAUCCUGAAGACUGAUGACCUCAUAACAAGGUUUUUCCGUCUGUGCACUGAGAUGUGUGUUGAAAUCAGCUACCGAGCUCAGGCCGAGCAGCAGCAUAAUCCUGCUGCCAACCCCACGAUGAUCCGGGCCAAGUGUUACCAUAACCUGGAUGCAUUUGUGAGGCUCAUUGCACUUCUGGUCAAGCACUCAGGGGAGGCCACUAACACAGUCACCAAGAUCAACCUAUUGAACAAGGUUCUUGGUAUAGUAGUGGGCGUCCUUCUGCAGGAUCACGAUGUUCGACAAAAUGAGUUUCAGCAACUUCCAUACCACCGAAUUUUCAUCAUGCUGCUCUUAGAACUAAAUGCUCCUGAACAUGUUUUGGAAACCAUUAAUUUUCAGACACUGACAGCUUUCUGCAAUACAUUCCACAUCUUGAGGCCUACUAAAGCGCCAGGCUUUGUGUAUGCUUGGCUUGAACUGAUCUCGCAUCGGAUAUUUAUUGCAAGAAUGCUGGCACACACACCACAGCAGAAGGGCUGGCCUAUGUAUGCCCAGCUAUUGAUUGAUUUAUUCAAGUAUUUGGCUCCCUUCCUUAGAAAUGUGGAACUCAGCAAACCUAUGCAAAUCCUCUAUAAGGGUACUUUACGAGUGCUGCUGGUCCUCCUGCACGAUUUCCCAGAAUUUCUUUGCGACUACCACUAUGGAUUCUGCGAUGUAAUUCCACCCAAUUGCAUCCAGUUAAGGAAUCUGAUCCUGAGUGCCUUUCCACGAAACAUGAGGCUACCCGACCCAUUCACUCCCAACCUAAAGGUGGACAUGUUGAGUGAAAUCAACAUUGCUCCUCGGAUCCUCACUAAUUUCACCGGAGUGAUGCCUCCGCAGUUCAAAAAGGAUUUGGAUUCCUAUCUUAAAACUCGAUCGCCAGUCACUUUCCUGUCGGAUUUGCGCAGUAACCUGCAGGUAUCAAACGAACCUGGCAAUCGCUACAACAUCCAGCUGAUAAACGCACUGGUGCUCUACGUCGGUACUCAGGCCAUCGCCCACAUCCACAACAAAGGCAGCACGCCGUCCAUGAGCACCAUUACUCACUCGGCGCACAUGGACAUCUUCCAGAACUUGGCUGUGGACCUAGACACAGAAGGUCGGUACCUCUUCUUGAAUGCAAUUGCCAAUCAGCUGCGGUAUCCAAACAGCCACACUCACUACUUCAGUUGUACCAUGCUGUACCUUUUUGCAGAGGCCAACACUGAAGCUAUCCAGGAACAGAUCACCAGGGUUCUCUUGGAACGGUUGAUUGUAAAUAGGCCACAUCCUUGGGGUCUUCUCAUUACCUUCAUUGAGCUGAUUAAAAAUCCAGCAUUUAAGUUCUGGAACCACGAGUUUGUUCACUGUGCCCCAGAAAUUGAAAAGUUGUUCCAGUCAGUGGCACAGUGCUGCAUGGGGCAGAAACAGGCUCAGCAAGUGAUGGAAGGCACUGGUGCCAGUUAGGCGGGCUGCCUCUUGUGCUGUGAGUGAGCCAGCCUGGAGGGCCCCAGGCCGCCGAGUGUCACAAACUGACUGACUGAAGAAUCCUCCUGGCUUUUGCUGACCUUUCCAGCCCCCUUGGGAAGAGUCUCCCAUCUUUGUGGGCACGUUCCAAAGUUUAAAUACAUUUUUUUUUUUUGACUCUUGGCCAAAAUUUAGAAGAUGCUGUGAAUAUCAUUUUGAACUAGUGUAAAUACAUGGAACCGAAACAUUUGUCUGGA
Molecule: messenger RNA, 7812 nt
Organism: Dromiciops gliroides (monito del monte)
Lineage: Eukaryota; Metazoa; Chordata; Mammalia; Microbiotheria; Microbiotheriidae
Gene: CNOT1
Product: CCR4-NOT transcription complex subunit 1
Exons: 49
Coding region: 404-7555 (2383 amino acids)
Biological process (GO): nuclear-transcribed mRNA catabolic process, deadenylation-dependent decay
Cellular component (GO): CCR4-NOT core complex; P-body
Molecular function (GO): molecular adaptor activity
Source: RefSeq, a predicted model, not a curated record